Messenger RNA from Drosophila obscura, 1582 nucleotides. It is a transcript of the gene Zip102B, whose product is annotated as zinc transporter ZIP9-B. Gene Ontology annotation, cellular component: membrane. The transcript has 3 exons. Bases 234 to 1163 code for a protein of 309 amino acids. The record is from RefSeq and is a predicted model, not a curated record. Gene Ontology annotation, molecular function: metal ion transmembrane transporter activity. Lineage: Eukaryota; Metazoa; Arthropoda; Insecta; Diptera; Drosophilidae. Gene Ontology annotation, biological process: zinc ion transport; transmembrane transport.
UUAACUAGCAAAUCUGAUAGGAAAUUGAUUAGUUAAUCGAAGAAAAAUAUAUUUUCUGCGCUGAGAGUCUUGGCUUGCUAGUAAUAUUAAACCGAAUAUCAAAAUCGAGGAAUUUCAAUGCAACUCAGCUUGUCGUGUCCACAUAUUGUAUAUUGUAUAUAUGGAUGUGUUGGCAUGGCGGACACAUAAUUUUGCAAGUUUUGCUUUAGGAAUACAACCAUUCAUAUGUUGGCAUGGCGGAAGAGACUGUAAUUCUUAUUUUAUUGGUGAUAGUGAUGCUAGUUGGAUCUUAUCUGGCUGGAAGCAUACCAAUGCUGAUGAAAUUAAGCGAGGAGAAGUUGAAGUGUGUCACUGUUCUUGGCGCUGGUUUAUUGGUGGGUACUGCUUUAGCUGUAAUUAUACCAGAAGGUAUUCGUUCAUUGUAUAUGGAUAGUGAACGAACGACAGAUUUGACGCCAGGUCCCAAGCCUGACUACUCACAAACUAUAGGACUUUCCCUCGUACUUGGUUUUGUAUUCAUGAUGCUGGUUGAUGUAUCCCAACGAAGGAGCAAUAUUGGAAAUGACGAGAAAAAUACUGCCACCCUCACUCUUGGAUUAGUGGUACAUGCUGCAGCUGAUGGAAUUGCGUUGGGUGCUGCUGCAACGACGAGUCAUCAAGACGUUGAAAUAAUAGUCUUUCUAGCUAUUAUGCUACACAAGGCACCUGCAGCAUUUGGCUUGGUUAGCUUUUUGCUGCACGAGAAAGUCGAGCGACAACAAAUUCGCAGACAUUUGGCCCUUUUUUCCUUAUCAGCCCCACUUCUGACGAUUUUAACGUAUUUCGGGAUUGGUCAGGAGCAGAAGGAGACCUUGAAUUCAGUGAAUGCUACUGGGAUAGCUAUGCUGUUUUCCGCCGGAACUUUUUUGUAUGUUGCCACUGUGCACGUUCUCCCAGAGCUCACACAAGGUGGCCAUCACCAUCAUAAAGGUACCACUUCCGCUCAGUAUGAGUAUCGGGUAUUAGAGGAAUCUCGAGAUGUCGGCACUAUUGAAAAUAACGGUAUUGGUGCCGCGAGUAGCACUCAGGGUCAUAGUAUACAGGCUUUACGAUAUAGUGAGCUAGUAAUUAUGAUAUGCGGUGCGCUGCUACCGCUUGUCAUAACAUUUGGACAUAAGCAUUAGAAUAAGCACACGCACACAGAAACAUUCCUGUCUUUCGCGCGUUAGUAUAUUUGUAGCAUCUAUGGGCUUACAUGCAAUUCAUACUAUUUCGUGUUUAAAAUUUAAUAAAAAUCUGUGUUUGUUUGGGAUAAUUGAGUCCCUACAGUACUGUUUCGUAUCACCAAUGUUUAUUAAAUUAUUAAUCUUUAGUGCAUAUAUGUACAUACAAUUUAAAAGUUACAUUUCGAAACAUUUUAAUUCGGUUUUCAAGAGCAAUGAUUAAAAUUGAUAGAAUCAGAAAAAAGAAAGAGCAUUGGCAUUUGGUUAAAUCGAAUUAUACAUGUUUUAUAUCAAUUUAGAUUUUUAUUGUGAGUUUUUUAAAAGAUGCGAAAACUACUUGGAAAUCACAAAAUCUAUAAAUAAAAAAAAGUCUGAACGUG